Vitis riparia (riverbank grape) is the source of this 396-nucleotide messenger RNA. RefSeq names its product secreted RxLR effector protein 161-like. Lineage: Eukaryota; Viridiplantae; Streptophyta; Magnoliopsida; Vitales; Vitaceae. The transcript has a single exon. The record is from RefSeq and is a predicted model, not a curated record. The coding region runs from base 1 to 396 and encodes 131 amino acids.
AUGCAGAAGAUUCCUUACGCUUCGGCUGUGGGGAGUCUAAUGUAUGCUCAGGUAUGUACACGUCCGGAUAUUGCGUACAUUGUUGGCAUGUUAGGCAGAUAUCUAAGUAACCCUGGAAUGGAUCAUUGGAGAGCAGCCAAGAGGGUUAUGAGAUAUUUACAGAGAACAAAAGAGUACAUGCUUACAUAUAGGAGAUUGGAUCAGUUAGAGUUCAUUGGGUAUUCCGACUCCGACUUUGCUGGAUGCCAAGACAGCAGAAGAUCCACAUCAGGCUAUAUUUAUCUGUUGGCUAGUGGAGCAAUUUCAUGGAGGUCUGCCAAACAGACACUCGUAACUUCAUCCACCAUGGAAACAGAGUUUGUAGCAUGUUAUGAGGCAUCCAAUCAAGGAAUAUAG